AUGCCGGGCUUACAUUGCGCGAAUUUAGAUAUCUUUGUCGAUGGUACACAUAUCGAACUUUCCCUAUGGGAUACGGCGGGCCAAGAAGAAUUCGAUCGAUUACGCUCGCUAUCCUACGAUGAUACGCACGCCAUAAUGCUUUGUUUCUCGGUCGACUCGAAAGAUUCUCUCGAAAACGUCGAGUCCAAAUGGGUAGGCGAAAUCGCCGAGAAUUGUCAGGGCGUCAAACUUGUGUUGGUGGCACUGAAAUGCGAUUUGAGAGAACAGGGCGCAGAGGAUGAAGCGGCGGAGGGCACAGAGGGUGCAGAGCCAAGGGAAAAGAAACCCAUGAUUGAUUAUAAUCAAGGUCUGGAGGUGGCGAGGAGAAUCAACGCGCUGAGGUAUUUGGAAUGCUCGGCGAUGAGGAAUAGGGGGGUUAAUGAGGCGUUUACGGAGGCGGCGAGAGUCGCGUUGAGUGUUGAUCCGAACGGUGGGGAAGGGGAGGGGAAGUGUGAUGUUAUGUAG
Molecule: messenger RNA, 504 nt
Organism: Sclerotinia borealis F-4128
Lineage: Eukaryota; Fungi; Ascomycota; Leotiomycetes; Helotiales; Sclerotiniaceae
Source: the annotation of a GenBank genome assembly